CCACUAAGAUCCACUCAAGAGUACCUGUUGAUUUACGAACAAGAAAACUAUUUUUUAAACUCCUCACAUCAACAAUUUGUUGACCGUAUAUCUGUUAUAUAUUAUAUUCUUAAUGGAAACCAUCAUUAAGAGUAAUAAUAUGAAUAACCCAGAUAUUUUACAGUAUAGUGAUUGGCAACUGUGUCUACUCUCAGAAAGCAAGAGUAGGCAAAUUCUGUGGCCGUUCCAGCCAAUCAAACAGUUGGAAAGAAACAAACACCAAGUUCUAGAAGGAGAUGGUCCAGAAGAACUGCCUUCAACCAGCUCCACUUAUAGAAAUAAUUUCGUUUCAUUGGUGACCGUCCCUGCACAGAAGUUAACAUCCAGAAUAAAACACUGUGACUACAAGAACAUACAGUUGCUCGUCCCCUUGAGUCAUGACCAAGUGCCUGAUUUCAACAGUGAAGGAUCAAAUGUACAGAACAAAGAUCCACAGCAAAGGACCAUACCUUUAUAUCAGCUGGCUUAUAAUAGGAAAAUAAAAAGUUCAAUACCUAACUUCAAUAGCCUCCAUCCUAUGGAAAAAGAAAUGUGGAAGCCUGUCUUACAACUCAGCAAAAAGGAUAGUCAACAUGCUAUUGCUGUUGUUCUUAAAAACGGCAUUAUGUUAUGUGAACCGUUUAUUGUGGAUAAGCCAAAGUAUACAUCAGUAAAUCAUGUGCACACUGAAGAGGUGUUACUUAAAAAGCUUGACAGGGAAUCUAAGACCAAAUCUAAGACCAAAUCUAAGACCAAAUUUAAGACCAAUUUCAAGACCAGAUCUAAGACCAAAUCUAAGAUUAAAUCUAAGACCAAAUCUAAGACCAAAUUUAAGACCAGAUCUAAGACCAAAUCUAAGACCAAAUUUAAGACCAGAUCUAAGACCAAAUCUAAGACCAAAUUUAAGACCAAUUUCAAGACCAAAUCUAAGACCAAAUUUAAGACCAAAUCUAAGACCAGAUCUAAGACCAGAUCUAAGACCAAAUCUAAGACCAAAUCUAAGACCAAAUUUAAGACCAAUUUCAAGACCAGAUCUAAGACCAAAUCUAAGACCAGAUCUAAGACCAAAUCUAAGACCAUUGUCCCUUGUUUCUUCAGAUUAUGGAAAAAGUUCAUCAGUGGCAACAAAGUUAUGGAACAAAAAUAUCUGUUCAUGUGGGAUUCACAAAACAUUGGGGACCACUUUCUUCACAUGUUUUGA
This is a messenger RNA of Mugil cephalus (flathead mullet), 1219 nucleotides long. Its product is annotated as splicing factor, suppressor of white-apricot homolog. The record is from RefSeq and is a predicted model, not a curated record. The transcript has 7 exons. The coding region runs from base 113 to 1219 and encodes 368 amino acids. Lineage: Eukaryota; Metazoa; Chordata; Actinopteri; Mugiliformes; Mugilidae.